AUGCUUCCUAGUAAGAGACCACUAGAAGGCGAAUCGGAAAGCGUUCUGAAGAAGAGUUGUCUCUGUUUCUCUGCCGAUAGUAAGAACGUUGGUGAAGGAAGUGGCAGUGGGAGUCAAGAGACCAAUAUUGACGGAACAAGUAGUGUUAGUUUAGGGAACAGUAACAUUAACAACAGCGGCAGUCGCGAGGAGCGUUCAAUUACCGAAAUGGCUUUUGAUGUUGGAAAAUCGCAAGAUAUCGAUGAAGAUCUACAUAGCCGGCAGCUUGCUGUGUAUGGACGAGAGACCAUGCGGCGGCUUUUUGCGUCAAAUGUUCUGGUAUCAGGAAUGCAAGGCCUCGGUGUUGAGAUCGCUAAGAACCUUAUUCUUGCUGGCGUGAAGUCUGUCAUGUUGCACGACGAAGGAAAAGUGGAGUUAUGGGAUUUGUCUAGCAACUUUAUUUUCUCGGAGAAUGAUGUUGGUAAGAACAGGGCACUUGCCUCUAUUCAGAAACUACAAGAGCUCAACAAUGCUGUGGUUAUCUCGACUCUGACUACAGAAUUGAUGAAAGAACAACUUUCUGAAUUCCAGGCUGUGAUUUUUACUGACAUCAGCUUAGAGAAUGCAAUCGAGUUCAAUGAAUACUGUCACAAUCAUCAACCUCCUAUUGCUUUCAUCAAGACUGAAGUUAGGGGCCUUUUUGGUAAUUGUUUUUGUGAUUUUGGACCAGAGUUUACAGUCUUCGAUGUUGAUGGAGAGGAACCUCAUACGGGCAUUAUUGCAUCUAUCAGUAAUGACAACCCUGCUCUUGUGUCGUGUGUGGAUGAUGAAAGGCUUGAGUUUCAGGAUGGGGAUCUUGUUGUGUUCUCAGAAGUACAGGGAAUGACAGAACUCAACGAUGGAAAGCCGAGAAAGAUAAAAACUGCACGACCGUACUCUUUCAUCCUUGACGAAGAUACCACAAGUUUCAGUAGACAUGAGAAAGGUGGUGUUGUAACUCAGGUAAAACAGCCCAAGGUUUUGAACUUCAAGCCGCUGAGGGAAGCAAUUAAAGAUCCUGGAGAUUUUCUUCUUUGUGAUUUCUCUAAGUUUGACCGCCCACCUCUCUUGCAUUUGGCAUUCCAGUCACUGGAUAAGUUUGUCUCUGAAUUGGGACGCUUCCCUGUGGCUGGUUCUGAAGAUGAUGCUCAGAGGUUGAUAUCUAUUACCAGUAACCUGAAUGAUAGCUUGGGAGAUGCAAAACUGGAUGAUAUAAAUCCCAAACUUUUGAAACAUUUUGCUUUUGGUGCCCGGGCUGUACUGAAUCCUAUGGCAGCCAUGUUUGGUGGCUUUGUUGGGCAGGAGGUUGUUAAGGCGUGCUCAGGGAAGUUUCAUCCCCUUUUCCAGUUUUUCUACUUUGACUCGGUGGAAUCACUUCCUGUAGAGCCAUUAGAUCCCAGCGACUUCAGACCAUUAAAUAGCCGUUAUGAUGCCCAGAUUUCAGUCCUUGGGUCUAAACUUCAGAGAAGACUAGAAGAUGCUAAAGUGUUUUUGGUUGGAUCUGGUGCACUGGGCUGCGAGUUUCUAAAGAAUUUAGCACUGAUGGGAGUUUCUUGUGGAAACCAAGGAAAGCUAAUGGUCACCGAUGACGAUGAUGAUGAUACAAAUUACCACAUGGACCUGAUAUCUGGACUUGCUAACAUGAGGGCUAGAAAUUAUGGCAUUCCCGAAGUCGAUAAGUUGAAAGCCAAAUUCAUUGCUGGACGGAUUAUCCCCGCAAUUGCAACUUCCACGGCGAUGGCUACCGGUUUGGUUUGCCUAGAGCUUUACAAGGUCAUUAAUGGAGGGCACAAGUUGGAAGACUAUCGUAACACAUUUGCUAAUCUAGCUCUACCUUUAUUCUCCAUGGCUGAACCUGUCCCUCCUAAGGUCAUCAAGUAUAAGGACUUGAGCUGGACUCUGUGGGACAGAUGGAUAAUCAAAGGUAACCCUACACUUCGGGAACUGCUCAAAUGGCUCGAGGAUAAGGGGCUGAAUGCCUAUAGUAUUUCAUUUGGAAGUUGCUUGCUCUACAAUAGCAUGUUCCCAAGGCACAAGGAGCGAAUGGACAAGAAGAUGGUAGACCUCGCACGGGAAGUGGCAAAGGCUGAGCUGCCACCAUACCGCCGCCACUUGGAUAUAGUAGUAGCAUGCGAGGAUGAUGAAGAUAAUGAUAUCGAAAUCCCUCAGAUAUCAGUAUACUUCGACUAG
This is a messenger RNA of Fraxinus pennsylvanica, 2208 nucleotides long. NCBI's taxonomy places the organism in Eukaryota, Viridiplantae, Streptophyta, Magnoliopsida, Lamiales, Oleaceae. The record is from the annotation of a GenBank genome assembly.